Messenger RNA from Rhopilema esculentum, 4310 nucleotides. Lineage: Eukaryota; Metazoa; Cnidaria; Scyphozoa; Rhizostomeae; Rhizostomatidae. The record is from RefSeq and is a predicted model, not a curated record.
UCGAUUUCGAUUUUCGCACUUGCAAAAAAACCACCGUUACAGAAAAUGUGCUUGAGAAAGUUGCUUGUCCAAAAAUUUUCUAAAUAGAUAAAAAAUGGCGACGUCAUUGAACGUAUCUGAUGACAUGUUGUGACUUGUCCCUAUCUGGCUUUAUGCCUAGGUCGUUUAAUCUUAGCAGCCAUUUAUUAACUAGACAUUUUUAAUAACACGAUUAAUUAGAUGAUAAGCUCUGCUCUGUUUUGUUAUCAUGAUAGAAAAUUUUCCAAAACGCAUUUUUUCUACCCAUUGUGCAUUUGAGGCUGAAUAUCUCCUUACACUGUAUGUAUUACGGAAAAUGGAGCUUCGGUGUUCUUAUAAAGUGUCGUCUUGUAAAAAAUAUUUCAAAUGUUGUCUUAAGUCGUUUUACAGAUUUUGCCAGAUUUUCAAUUAAUAUAGAGGCUGCCCUUUCCCAACAGUGUUAAGUCGUCUGAGUCGUCAGUUUUGAAACCGAUGUGCCACAUUGGUGAGGCCUGGGACGAGCAAAAUUCAAUUGGCGCGAAACUCCUGUGUACACGUGAUAUAACAAUAUCGAUAAGAAACUUCAAGUUAUUUUCUAUAUCAAACUUUGUAUAAGGAGCUGUCAUAAAAUGCAAAUAUUAAAAUAACUCUUGGCUAAAGGACCUGGAUCUUCACAUCCAAAGUGUUGGAAGGUAUAGUUUGUUUCAAAAGCAAUGGUACAUAUCUUUGAAGUAGCAUUCAAAAUAGGUAUAGCAAUAAAACCACAUUUGAGUUUGACCUUAAAUUUUAAUUCCUAGCGCUGAAGUAAAUUUGUACCUUUUAUAUGCAGGGAAAACUGCCUCACUGCUUUGCAUUUAACAGACAAUGUUAUAACUCAUGGAGCCUACAUCAGAUGUUACUUGGGUUCAAUGUGAAGAUCCGAAAUGCAUGAAAUGGAGAAAAGUUUCAAAAACGCAGGCAAAAUCAAUAGAGGACGUGAAUUGGUUCUGCCAUAUGAACCCUGACAAAAAAUUCGCAAAGUGCGAUGUCGAGCAGGAAGCAAUUAAAGCUGCUAAAGGCGAAAUAUUCGUUUUUAGCCUUCUUGAAGAAGGAUGCCUUGUGUGGGUUAAGCUUUCUGGCUACCCCCGGUAUGCCCAAGCGAACUUCAAACUAAUUUAUUCAUUGAUUAUAAGAUUUAGUGUUUCAGUGCAAUUUUCAAGACUGCAUCAAACUUUAGCAAAUUUGGAAAAAGCUAACCUAGAACAAUGUAAUAUAAUCUACCACGGACGUGACAAGAGGUAUGACAUGAGAUUUCACGAUGUUACUGUGACAUGACAUGACAUGACAUGACAUUUGUCAUCUUAUUUCACACUGAAUACAUUCUAGAUGACCGAAUAAUCUAGCCUAAUAAAGUAGCCAUAUAUUGUAUAACAAUGUAGGCUGAAUUGCAUAGUUUCAUGCCAUCCAUGAUAUAAUCUAAGUAUAACACGAUCUUACAUUGAAACCAUGUACAGUAACUAGAUGCUGUACUAAAUUCAAUGAUGCAUGUGUUUUUUCUUAUUGCAAGCGUGCAUGUAACCUUUACUUAUAGGUGGCCAGCUAUUAUUUGCAGCGACAUAACGCCUGAUAACUAUGCAUGGUUCGACAUUGAAGGCGAUGUCAAAUACUACCACGUUGAGUAUUUUGGCGAUCCAAGGACUCACUCUUGGGUUCUUGCAAAGCACGUCGAAGUGUACGGCUCCGGCAAUGCACCCUCUCCAGUAUUAAUCGUUACUCACAAAGCCAUGACCACAGCCCGUUCAAGAAAGUCUUUUCAAAAGGCAGUACUGCAAGCUGAUAAACUCACAUCCCUGUCACCAGCAGAGAGACUCAGCCACUGUGUUUUUCAUUCAACUGAUGUCCAGUCGAAAGAACCUUUAAGAAAUAGCGAAACGUAUGCAGAAGAGAUACAUUUUUCAAACCCCAAAGCUAGUGGAACAAAACGUGAGCUUAAUUUGUCAUCUGUCCCUGCAUAUGGUGCAGCUAUAAAUGUAAAGCAAAAACGAAAAAGAGGAAGAAGGCCUAAAGCUGAAGGGCUGGCCUCAGAUUUGCGAAAAGGAUAUGGUAGCACGUCAUCACCAGCCGUCAGGGGAAGAAAAAGACAAACAUGUAGGGUGCAAAGUAAGGAGAAUGUGAAUACGAAAAAACCUAAUCAAGAUGGUGUUAUUCAUACAGAACUCUCUGACAAAGCUAUGAAGCAAUGUACUAAAUUGCAAGCUGAUGCGGUUACUACAACUAACACUGCCUUUAUCACUUCAAUUGAAAGGGGCACAGCUGUUGCAGAGAAUUUCUCACAAACUGGAAUUUGCUUGCUAAAUAUAAACGGUGUUGUCGUACCAGCAAUUUUACCAGUUGAUAAAGUUAAACUGACCGGUAGUGAUAAUCUGGGACAAAUUCAGUGCAAAGUCCCAUCUAACAAUGACAAAACGUUUUCAAAUGGAAUAAGUUACCAGAAAUCUGCAACAAACAUAAAUGAGAGCUUUGUUAAGAAAAGUGUGAAAAGGAAAUGUCAAGUGGACGAUGCACUGAAGACUAAUUAUACUGUCCCUCCCAAACAGUUAUCUAGUUUCGAAGAAAGUCCAUUCGUUGCAAACCAGUGCAACCAGGACACAGUUCGGGUAUGUAAAUACAUGUCAGAAGGAACCCAGGCAAAGACAACAAAUGAUGUUUCUUCAAAGCUCAAAGAGAUCAAAAGUGCAGGAUCAAAAUGCAAAGGUGAUAAAUCAAAGUGCAAAAAUGAGGAAUCAAUAUUAAAUGCUGGUGAGCAACGCCAGGUCAAAGGGCAACAAGAAAGAUGUGAACAAGAAGUUGUGAAAGAUCAAACCUAUGAGAGAGAUAGGCCUUGGUUGGUUCAGGAAUCUCCAAUCGAAAGUACGUCCCAUGUUGACAAGAUAGAGUCACAAGCAGAACAGUUGAAUAGCAAAAUAGAGUCCUUGCUUUGUGGACAGCCACUUUUGAAGUCUGAAGAUGAAAUGAAGUUGAAAAGAUUGUUCAAAUUGCAAUUUAGUCAGCAUGCAGAUAUGAUUCGUUUGGAUGCAAAAGAAAGAUGCAUUAGAUAUGAAAGAAAGCAACUGGACAUGUAUCGUUUCUACAGUCUAGUCAAAGAGGCAGGAGGAUUUAAAAAGGCAUCAAAGUCAAAGAACUGGCAGAGCAUUUGCAAAGAAGUUACUGGUUCAAAUACUGAUUCAAAAUUCUUGUCGUUGAAAAAAUGUUACCAAAGAACGCUUCUUCGGUUUGAGCAAUACAUGAAGUCAUUAGAAACAACGAGCUAUCAGCAAUCACUAGACGAAAGAUCAACUGCAGACGUGCAUGUGAUACAGAGUUAUGAAGAAAGCAAAAAGAGACAGGAGAUAAUUGAUUUUGUUGACCAUGGUGUAUCAUUCGCAAGUCAGGAAACUGAUGUUGCGCAUAUACAAAUACAGAAUUCACAUUUCUCUUCAUCUAAUUUGGAAGCAAACGUCGGUGACCAAGACGACGAUAUCAUAUUAUCAAUGAUGAACACUCAAGUCAAUUUAUCUCUGGACUCAGGAGUCAAACUUGAUGAACCAUUCUUAAGCGCUAAUAUGGUAUCUGAAGUGCCACAGGAAAGUGAUGACGUCAUUGACCAUUUGAUGGGCCUAAAAGAAAAUGAGCUCAGUGAACAAGUUUUCGAAGAAUUUGAAAAUUUGCAACAGCAGUUAGAAGAUGAGGAGCUGUCAUUGUACAAUGAAGAAGAAAUUGUCAAAUUAGAGGAACAUCUGAAAGAAAGCGCAAGCAAUGACAUCAGCAUCAACUUGGAUGAAGAUUCAAGCAAACUCUUUGAAGAGUUAACCGCUUUGGAUGAGACGAUUUCCAUGCUUUCUGGUGUCCUAGACGCGUAGCAAGUGCUGGCUGACCACCUCCCGAGGCAGCACUGCCAUGAACGAGGCUGCUGCGAGAAGCGAGGCUAUUAUCAUGCUUAAUGAAAAUUGAAAGAUGUUUGAUGCGCCAACUAAAGCUCACUAUACGAAUAACUAAGAAGAAAUCUAAUGUUAACUAGUUCGUGUUAAUAGCUUAUAAUAGCAAACUCAUUUAGAAUAGGGUAAGACGAGAUCGAGACUGCUUCAUGAAAGACUGGUCUCAGAACCAUUUUCAUUCAAUCUGGAAACAAUACUUAAUGCAAAAAUUUAACAUUAAAGUGCUCUCUCACUGAUCACAGUUGUCUUUUUAUAAAAAGAUUUUCGAAAUUCCUUCUACGUGAGUCUCUUAAUUUGGAUAAAUAAUUUCUCACCACAUUUGGAUACAUAAAUAUUUUUAGUGAGUUUCUGAACACGAUA